ACGACCAGCGCGCAGAAACCUACACAACACUGAAUAAAGUGCUGGCCGUGUGGAGGAAGGAGCGUACUGACGACGGGCAGGCCAUGGAGAGCCUAGUGCAUUACAGUAAUCCCUCCCAUGCCCUCUCAGUGUUAGGGCUUCUCAAUGAGCAGCGCCUGCGGGGACAGAUGUGUGAUGUAGUCCUGGUUGUGGGAGACCAGAGGUACCAGGCCCAUAAGAGUGUUUUGGCCUCCAGCAGUGAAUAUUUCCAAUCCCUGUUCACUCGAAUGGACGCAGAUUCGCUUAAAGUUGUGAACCUGGACUUCUGUGAGCCCGAUGCCUUUGAGAUAGUUCUGAAUUACAUUUACUCCUCUUCACUCUUUGUGGACAAAGGCAGUCUGGCAGCCAUUCAAGAACUGGGCUACAGCCUUGGAAUCCCUUUCCUCACCAACAUUGUAUCAACAAGGCCACAUGCAUCCUACUGUGUGUCUCGAAAAAGGCUUUCGUUCACAGAAGGGGACGAGAAUGAUGUCCAGACAAGGAGCGUCAUUGUGUGUCGGGUCCGGAAUGACACAACCCAUCCCUCCCGCUCAAAUUAUCAGAGUAAAACAUCAGAGAGAUCAUCGUCUCUCCACUCUGGCCGUGAGUUAGCACAGCCUCCAUCGGAACACAACUCCUUUGAACCGGUCAGGAACUCUGAAUCUAUUACCAGGAAAUCAUCUGAACGGUGUGACGAUUCUGAAAGGAAGUCCACCUAUCCAUACACCUCCAUAUUAAAAGGGAAUUCAUCACACAUCUCAUCUGUUAGACCCCAGCUGACGUCAUCUGUGUCUUUCAGUGAUGCUGAAGUGCAGCACAUCAGGCUGCCAUCUGGCACUGACCAGGACACUAAAGAGGAGAAUGAGGAGCCCCACCGUAAUACCAAAGUGCCCUUUGAGGGUCAGGCCUGUGAGCCAAGCCAGACCAUUGACAGGAGCGGGCCGCUCAUAAAAAGCCUACUACGAAGAUCAUUAUCCAUGGACAGCCCUGUUCCAGUCUUCUCACCCACUCUGGAGCUCAAGGAGCUGCAAAAUCGUGAGCAGUCUGUUGUUAAAAUGGUAUCAAAAGCAUGUGGGCCAGAAACAUCUGCUCACAAUGGCAACACAAAAAGAACAUCUCCUCUGGUUCUCAGGUCAAAGUACCCCAGCAGGUAUUAUGAAGAAACUCAGGUCGAUAGAGAGGUUAGUGUGAAAGCUGAGCCCAGCAGUCCACUCGCUGACCCCAUGGAUAUUAUUCGAAUCACAGUUGGAGAUGCUUUGCCAGUCAACCUUAAAGACUUGCAAACAAAUUAUGACCAAGGUUCAAGGCCAGACUUCAAUCCUCUUGGGAAACGGAAGGACAGGCCAGACAACAGAAGGUACCCGUUCAAGAAGAGCAAAAUAUUUAAAGAACAUGCCCUCUCGCUUGAUGAGAACAUGUCAGAAACUGUACCUCAGAAGAUGUCAGAAACUGUACCUCAGAGUGCCAGCAGUGACUCUAAUGAGAACAACGAGGAGCCGCCUCAGAACAAGAUAUUCAAAUGCUGGAAUUGUUUAAAGGUUUUCAGGUCCAGUGCUGGACUACAUCGUCAUGUAAAUAUGUAUCACAACCCUGAAAAGCCGUAUGCUUGUGACAUUUGCCACAAACGCUUCCAUACCAACUUUAAAGUGUGGACACACUGCCAAACACAGCACGGUGUGGUACAAAACCCAGCCUCAUCCUCCAGCUCCUCUGUGCUGGAUGAAAAAUUUCAAAAGAAGUUGAUAGAUAUUGUGCGAGAGAGAGAAAUAAAGAAAGCUUUGCUUUGGAAGCUAAAGAGAAAUAAACAAGGAUUACAAUCUCCUGCACAUACCAAAAAGCGAUCAAGGCCCAGCUUCAUAUGUCCUUACUGUGGGAAAGUAUUUGUGUUCCAGUCUCAGUACAGACAGCAUUUAAGGACACAUCCUGCUGAAAAACCUGAGGAGGACACACCAAGAGAGAGUGUCCUCUACCAGGAAGAGGAUGAGAUCAUUCAUGAGAAGAACACAGACACUGGUGUUUACAAUUGUCGGCUUUGUAAUAUGAAGCUGUCUUCAAUCUUUGAACAGGGUGAUCAUGAGAGGGGCUGUCGUCAUGCAACUGUGUGUCCUUACUGUGGCCUCCGAUUCUCUAAUCCAACAGUCAAGAAGGACCAUGAGGCACAUUGUAAGUACAAGAAACUGACGUGCCUAGAAUGCAUGCGGACCUUCAAGUCCUCCUUCAGCAUAUGGCGCCACCAGGUGGAGGUCCACAACCAAAACAUGAUGACUGCUAAAGACCAGAUGCAUCUGAGGGAACAGGAGAACAAUGACGAGGAGUCUGAAAUGCUCAGGGAGGAGCAUUUCAGUGACGAGCCUCUAGCAACUGGGAGCUCAAGAGAGAAGAUUACUUACAGUGACUCCUCAGGUCCACCUAUGUUCGAUUCAGAAGACUCCUCAUCCUAUGUGCCUGAGGACCUGAGCAUGGGCCAUCAUGGCAAGCUGGUGGUGAAGGAGGAGCCAUUAGAGGAGGCUGUGAGUGAGAUGGAAAAUGAAGAGUCUGCCAAAUUUGGGCUGGAGGAACCCGGUGUGUGGCCAUGCGAGAAAUGCGGAAAUCUUUUCAGCUCUCGCAAAGACCUGGAGCGACACCAGGAGCUGCUAUGCCACAUCAAACCAUUCAUCUGUCACAUCUGCAACAAAGCCUUCAGGACCAACUUCCGCCUUUGGAGCCACUUCCAGUCCCACAUGUCUACUGCUGGCGAACCCGGAGCCAAAGAGAUCGACAGACACCCCUCGCCUCUGUCCCCCUCCCCUCCCAUGACCCCUCAGAGCUCCGAACGUCCCUCCCCGCAGGCCUCCGUGCUCAAAUCCACCCAGACGGCACCGAUCGCUGCAACAAUAGCCGAGGAGUCCAGCAGCUCGGAGCCCGGUAGCUCAUCAGUAAACACGACAAAGAGGCCCGAGCUGGAACGGCAAACCAGCGGCCACAGCCCCCUGUCGAGGUCAAACAGCAUGGAGAAUUCAAGCGGUCCUCAGGAAUCAGACACACUCUUUUACCAUGCCCCAUCACUCUCUGCCCUGACGUUUAAGCGGCAGUACAUGUGCAAACUCUGCCACAGAACCUUCAAGACGGCAUUCAGUCUCUGGAGCCAUGAGCAGAGUCACAGCCACAUGUGAUCAUCAGACAAGUGAUAGUAGUGCAUUUCGCUCAAAAGACAAUACUUAAUAUUAGAAUAAAACACCUCAGCCUACAAAAAGGAAGAUUUUGAAUGUAUAGCUUAUUUGCUUGCCUCCAAUGUCAUAUAUUAAAGUGGCCAUGAUCAUUAGAGGUGUAAACGUGAAUGUGCAAUCAAGUGCUAGAUUCCUCUGUGAGACGAGAUGAUUAUAAAUGGUUUAUUUUCCUUAUAAAACUAUCUAUAACCUAUCUAUUUUGAACCUAUUUUAGUUGUCUAUAUGUAUUUGCCUAUUUAGGUGUUCAUGAGAAAACAAGGUAUAGAGUUGCACCCUUCUUUAC
This is a messenger RNA of Scomber japonicus (chub mackerel), 3507 nucleotides long. It is a transcript of the gene zbtb21, whose product is annotated as zinc finger and BTB domain containing 21. The transcript is spliced from 2 exons. Gene Ontology annotation, molecular function: RNA polymerase II cis-regulatory region sequence-specific DNA binding; DNA-binding transcription factor activity, RNA polymerase II-specific; protein binding. Gene Ontology annotation, biological process: regulation of transcription by RNA polymerase II. Gene Ontology annotation, cellular component: nucleus. The coding region runs from base 84 to 3170 and encodes 1028 amino acids. Lineage: Eukaryota; Metazoa; Chordata; Actinopteri; Scombriformes; Scombridae. The record is from RefSeq and is a predicted model, not a curated record.